This is a messenger RNA of Plasmodium knowlesi strain H, 918 nucleotides long. Its product is annotated as heme oxygenase, putative. Bases 1 to 918 code for a protein of 305 amino acids. The record is from RefSeq and is a predicted model, not a curated record. Lineage: Eukaryota; Apicomplexa; Aconoidasida; Haemosporida; Plasmodiidae. The transcript has 6 exons.
AUGAUUAAGAUUAUCCUAACCUAUUUGGCAAUUAUCAGCAUCUUCUGUAAUGUGCAUGAAGCAAAAAAAUGUUAUGAAGUACACAGAAGAAACACGAACAAGAUACUUUUUAUUAAAAAAAAUGAUCACCCCAAACGUAGGGUUCAUCUCAAAGCGAAGGAAUUUGUGAAUUACAGGGAAAUACAACUACAGAGGAUAAAGGAUUAUAGAAAACGCAGUGGGCCAGACAAAAAUAACAUUAACUACAACGUGAAGGAUUCAUAUAAUUAUCAUGAUAAUUUCCUCUUCGUUAGGAAUGAAGUGUUUCCAACUCUGGCUAAAAUAGAAAAUGAAAAACUGAAAGAGCAGGAGAAGUAUCGAGAACUGUUUCGAAACAUCAAUGACUAUAACACGAGCUUCAGCAGACGGACGUUUAUGCAAUUCCUCAUCGACUUAUACAACAUCUUCCUAAAAAUUGACGAGUUAUUUUUGAUUUACAAGGAGAACUUCUCCCUCCUUACGUACAACGGGCCCAUGCAGCUGACGAACCACCUCUACGACGACAUUAUCUAUCUGACAUCUGUGGUUGAGAACUGCGACGACAUCACGGUCAGCCCAUACGGUAGAGAGUACAUCACACACCUGGAGGAUUUAUCUCUAAAAAACAAAAUAAAAUUUUUAGCGCACGCAUACUUAUUUUACAAAAAUUUCCAUUUGAACAAGGAGCAUUUAUUAAACAGCAUUUGCAAAUAUUUAAACAUUAUCAAAAAACUGAAAUCGUCGAAAUAUGUUCCAGAUGUUUCGAACUUCGAGUUCUGCCUAAACAAGAUGAGCAGGAAGUGGAGCAGAUGGGACAAGGAUAAUUUUCUGUCCGGUCUGCAUGACGCCACAGAUAAGAUGAUGAUUUUGACAAAGCAUUUUCAACAAACGAAAGAGUAG